AUGCUGAGGAAAGAUACCACUACCAAAUGGACAGAGGAAUGUCAACGAGCUUUUGAUAGGAUCAAGGAAUAUUUAUUUAACCCACCAGUGUUGGUACCUCCGGAACUUGGAAGGCCGUUGUUGUUAUACAUGUCCAUAUCAGAUAAUGCAUUUGGAUGUGUUUUGGGGCAACAUGAUGAAACUGGGAGGAAGGAACAAGUCAUAUACUACUUGAGAAAGAAAUUCAUACCAUAUGAAGCAAGAUAUACUUUGAUGAACCCGCUCAAGUACAUCUUUCAGAAACCUAUGCCUACAGGAAAGCAGGCGAAGUGGCAUAUUUUGCUAAGUGAGUUUGACAUCGUGUAUGUUACUCAGAAGGCCAUCAAAGGACAAGCUUUAUUUGACCACCUUGCAGAAAAUCCUGUGGAUGAAGAAUACAAGCCACUUAGGACAUACUUCCCAGAUGAAGAAGUAUUAUUUGCUGGAGAAGACAUUUUAGAGGCAUAUUCUGGUUGGAGAAUCAAAACUUCGUUUCCGUGCACCAACAACAUGGCAGAAUAUGAGGCUUGUAUACUUGGUCUUAGAAUGGCUGUUGAUAUGAACAUCCAAGAGUUGUUGGUUAUAUGUGAUUCAGACUUGCUGAUUCAUCAAGAGUUGUGUAAGAAGUUUAUCAAAGUGGACUUCAAGCAAGUUCCAAGAGUUCAAAAUGAGUUUGCAGAUGCUUUGGAAACUUUGACUUCCAUGAUUCAACAUCCAGAUAAAAACUACAUAAACCCCAUCAAGAGUCAGACGGAGAACCAUGGUAUUAUGACAUUAAGAGGUAUCUCAAGACAAGGGAUUACCCUGAAAGAAGCAACCAUUACCCAGAAGAGAACGCUUAGGAGAUUGGCAAAUCACUUUUUCCUAAACGGCAAAAUCCUAUAUAGGAGGACCCCAAAUUUAGGACUGUUGAGGUGUGUAGAUGCCAGGGAAGCAACCAAGCUGAUUGAAGAAAUACACGCAGGAACAUGUGGGCCUCACAUGAAUGGGUUUACCUUGGCAAAGAAAAUUCUGCGAGCAGCUUGGGGCAUGGAUGUCAUUCGCCCUAUUGAGCCAGCCGCCUCGAAUGGGCAUAGAUUUAUCUUGGUAGCUAUUGAUUACUUUACAAAGUGGGUAGAAGCCUCUUCUUACAAGCCAGUUACAAAGAAGGUGGUACAGAUUGUCCGCAACAACAUCCAUGAGAAGCUACCAUUUGCUCUCCUUGGAUAUCGCACUACAGUCAGAAUAUCAACUGGGGCAACGCCUUAUCUUAUGGUCUAUGGAACUGAAGCCAUAUUACCAGUGGAAGUUGAAAUAUCAUCUUUGAGGGUCAUCCAGGAAGCCGAGCUGAGUAAUGCAGAAUGGCGCAUAUUCCCGCACCAAAAUGAAGCUAAAGGAAGGUUUGCACCAAAUUGGCAAGAUCCAUACAUGGUGCAUCGAGUAUUGACUGGAGGAGCACUGAUUCUAGCAGAAAUGGAUGGAGAAUUGUGGCCCAAGACCAUCAACACAGAUGCAGCCAAGAGAUACUAUAUUUAG
This is a messenger RNA of Nicotiana tabacum (common tobacco), 1533 nucleotides long. NCBI's taxonomy places the organism in Eukaryota, Viridiplantae, Streptophyta, Magnoliopsida, Solanales, Solanaceae. The record is from RefSeq and is a predicted model, not a curated record.